Phaedon cochleariae (mustard beetle) is the source of this 1746-nucleotide messenger RNA. The record is from the annotation of a GenBank genome assembly. NCBI's taxonomy places the organism in Eukaryota, Metazoa, Arthropoda, Insecta, Coleoptera, Chrysomelidae.
AUGCCGAUUUCAAGGGAAGAGAAGCUGCGAAGAAAAAGAGAAGCUGAGAAACGAAGAUAUGAUAGGAUGAAGCAAGAUCCUGAAGAAAGAGAAAAAUUGAGACAGAAAGAACGCGAUCAAUAUUCGAAAAAAAAGGAAAAGAAGAUAAUCAGACCUAUCAGUCAGCUGAAUGAAAGAGAAAAACGUGCUAAAAGAAAAGAGUGGCGUCAAACCUCAAAAACUUAUAGACAAAAGCGAAAGCAAAUCCAAAUACAGAAUGAAUUUUUGGAACAAAAUACUCCACCAGCAUCUCCCCUUUCUGUAGAAAACAUAAAUGAAGUUCACCAAGUUACGCCUCAGAGUAUUUCAGGCAAACGUCUAGCAGCAAGAAAUAGAAAAGUGAGAAGCAGAAGAUCCAAAGAAAGAGAAAAAAUGAUUCUCAAACUACGAAAGGACGUCGCAAGAUAUAAAGGAAAAUAUUAUAGACUGAAGAAGAAAACAAAACAGAAGAACAGGCGAUUUGACCAGCCUUCGCCCAAAACAAGAGUGGGUGAUAUGAUUGGUGGGAAUCAAACUCCGGAGAUUGCGAAGAAACUGCUUUUUGCUGAAGCUGUAUCAGAUCAAUUGAAAACUAAUUAUGAACAAUUGAGAGGCGAUAAAGAUAAGCGAUUCUUCAGACAGAUAUUAUCAGGACCCAUUAUAAAAAAGUAUCGGAUGAAACAGGACUUACAAAAAAUUGUGAAGGGCAGUAAAUUGACAAAAUCUUCAACAAGCGUACAGAACAGAUCUGCAAUGGAGAGAUGUAAGAAAAUUAACGCAAUUUGGAAAUUCUUAGAAUCAGACCUCAACAGCAAAAUGUGUCCAGGAAAAAAAGACUAUUGCUCUAGAAAUGGAUCAAGACAACAGAUAUCACUCCACACAGUUGUUAUGUACACGAACGCUGGUGGAAAAUUGAAGAAAGAAUGCUACUGUACGCUAUCAGAGUGUCUUAAUCAUAAUGUACCAGGGAUAUGGGCACAUUUAGAUCCUAUUUUAAAGAGCUUAAUGGAGCAGUAUCCCAUUAUUGAUACUUUGCACUUUGUAAGUGAUAGUCCUGCUACACAGUAUCGCAAUAAAACGAUGUUCUUUUUUCUCGCUGUUGAACUAUCUAAUUUGUUUCCAACAAUCAGGAAAUUUUCUUGGAAUUACUUGGAGGCAGGCCACGGAAAAGGAGCUCCGGAUGGUGUAGGUGGAGUGACUAAGAGAACAGCGGACAGAUUGGUUGCCCAAGGCCAUGAUAUCGCAUCAUUUGAUACGUUGGUAACUGCACUCUCACAAAAUAUCAAAGGUAUAACGUACCUAACAGUUGAUGCUAGCGAUGUGAAGAGAAUAUCAGAACGACUAGACAACAAAAAAAUGCCAAUUUUCAAAGGUACCAUGAAAGUGCAUCAGGUGAAGAAAGACUUAUCGCAGAAAGCCUUUCCUAAAUUACUCUUCUAUUCGCUGAGUUCUUUGGACGAAGAUGAUCAUACUUAUCUCCUUGGUUCGAAGGUGUAUGAGUCGGCAAACCCACUAUCUCCAGAAGAAGCUUCGGAUGCAUCAAGUGAUGAAGACUUGCCAUUAAUUCGAUAUUCUUCAACUGGAACAGAGAUUCCUAAUAGAAAACCCUUCGAAAGUAACGAAGAAUACCGGUUUGGUAUUCUCAUGGAAAUUACCGGUUUUCUGAGGAAUGAAACCACUAGACAAACAAACCUCUCAAGAAGGCCUCAUGAGGCUACAAGUGGUUAG